Maniola jurtina (meadow brown) is the source of this 2702-nucleotide messenger RNA. Its product is annotated as zinc finger protein 2-like. Gene Ontology annotation, cellular component: nucleus. The transcript has 11 exons. The coding region runs from base 306 to 2396 and encodes 696 amino acids. The record is from RefSeq and is a predicted model, not a curated record. Gene Ontology annotation, molecular function: DNA-binding transcription activator activity, RNA polymerase II-specific; RNA polymerase II cis-regulatory region sequence-specific DNA binding; zinc ion binding. Lineage: Eukaryota; Metazoa; Arthropoda; Insecta; Lepidoptera; Nymphalidae. Gene Ontology annotation, biological process: regulation of transcription by RNA polymerase II.
ACUUGGGUUGGGCACAGACCACGAAUCCGGAGACUUGGGCUUGAUUGUGGUAAUGGUUGUGGUGGGCUUCGAUAUACAUAAUGGGCGACAUUAUGUAAAAAGUACUCUGUGGCUUCGCAUUUCGCCAUAAUAAUAAUAUGUACUAUAUGUGUGUGGUGUGUGCAAAGAGUAAUCAGAAUCACUACGUUAUGUUGGUUAUGUUAUAUUUUUGUCAUUUGUGAUGUUUUUCCAAAUAAUCCCAAGAAUGAUGAAUAAUUGAUAAAUUGUUCAAUCCUAUUUAGAUAGGCAAUGAAUUAUUGAUAAAAAUGGCAAGUGCACCAAGCGUGUACAGUUUUACUCACAGCGUAGAUGUAGAAAAUAAAAUAGUUGAUUAUAAACCUAGACAAUUAAGACGAAGCAGAAGAGCUGUUAAAAAUAAACAAACAAUUGCUAGACAUCCAAAGUCACAGAACAGCACUAAAAGUAAGCCUAAAUCUGAUGAUUUUAAACAUGUAUGUCGAAUUUGCUUACUCCCUGAAGACAACAUGGUAUCCAUGAUGUCCAAGAUUGGCAGUGAAUCUGCGGCUGAUAUGUUUCAUUCCAUAACUUCUGUUGAGGUGAAUCCAGAAGAAAAUCUUCCUUUGGAAAUUUGUGGUCCCUGCCAAAAUAAACUUAUUGAUUGCUAUAAUUUUAAGAUUAAAUGUUUGGAAUCUAACAACAUACUAAAAUCUUGUUCAAUCAAAAUUGGUAAUAAUAAAAAUCGCAAAAGUAAAAAAGUUUCUAGUACUGCAGACAAAGAAGACAAAGCAAUACAAACAUUUGUUGAUGAUUGUGAUGGUAAUACUACAAAAGAUCAAUCUAAAGCAGAAAAAGCUUUUGGAUUAAUAUUUGAAGAAGAUGAUUAUGAAUCAGGAGCAGAUUAUGAGGAUUAUGAUAAUAAUGAAGAAAUUGAAUUCUUAGAUGAGGAUUCAUAUUUAGAAGAAUCGAAAAAUGCUGUAACUGAGAUAGAAAAGCAAAUUCAACAAAUAACAUGCAAUUUUUUGAAGAAAAAAAACCCGUGUCUUAAAAAGAAAAAACAGUUCUCUUGUUCCAAAUGUUUAAAGACAUUUCGUAAAUUAAAGACAUUGAGAGCUCACGCCAAGGUAUGCAGUGCAACUAUAAAAAGUGAAUUCGCUUGUAGUCAAUGCACAGAAGGUUUUGAUUCGGAGCAUGAUCUAAAAUUACAUUCAGCAAUACACGUUAAGGGAAGUCCAUGGAAAUGUGUUGAAUGCGAUAAGGAGUUUACAGAUCGCAGCCGAUUCCGGCGCCACAUCCGCAUCCACAUGGCCAGCACGAGGCGCUGGGCGUGCAACACGUGCGGCAAGGCGUUCGGGGAGCUGAGCGCGCUGCGGCGCCACGCGCGCAUUCACACCGGCGAGCUCAAGGAGAAGACCAUCCAGUGCAAGCAGUGCGACAAGAAAUUCGCGGAUAAGAACCAGCUAAGGGAGCACAACGCAAGGCAUACCGGAGAGCGUCCGUGCACGUGCGACGUGUGCGAGAAGAGCUUCCCGUCGCCGCGCCUGCUGGCGUCGCACCGCCGCGUGCACAGCGACCACAUGCCCUACGCGUGCGCCUACUGCGACAAGCGUUUCCGUAUGAAGGCAACGCUCAUCACUCAUCACCGCACGCACACGGGCGAGCGCCCGUACACGUGCACCACGUGCGGGAAGAGCUUCAUCCAGGCCUCCAACCUCAACCUGCACAUUCGCGUACACACAGGUGAAAAGCCGUACUCGUGUGAUGUGUGCGGGCGCGGGUUCGCGUCCGGCUCCCGGCUCGCCGUGCACGCGCGCGUGCACACGGGGGAAAAGCCUUACAGCUGCCCUAUUUGCGGGAAACGGUUCGCACGCACCGACAUCAAGGUGCACAUGCGGCUGCACACUGGCGAGCGGCCCUACAGCUGCGCCGCGUGCUCCAAGCGCUUCGUGAGCGUGGCCGCGCUGCGCGAGCACAGACUCGUGCACACCGGUGAAAGACGGUUUGAAUGCACUUUGUGCCCAGAGAAAUAUAGGAAGAAGACAUACUUGAUAAAUCACAUCGACAAAGUCCAUGGCAAGGGCCAAAAUGUUCUUAUGAGAGUCCAACCUCAUAAGAUUAAUGAAGAUUGUGAAAUGAACGAAUGUGAAGGUGAAAAUAAAAAUAUAACUUUAGAUGCUGACGAAAUUCCAGAUGACGGCGUAGAGCUUAUGUUACUCGAUGAUAGUGAUGUUAAGGCAGAAGAACAUGAAGAACAGAACGAUAUUAAUAACGACCAAAAGAGUGGCGCCAGCUUCAACGAAGAUGUUGUAGGCGAGUAUUUAAAUAUGAGUGAAGAAGGUGAAAUAAAUGAAUCAGAUUCCAAUCAUGAAGGAACCACAGUAUACUUAGAGACACAGUAGCCAGACGCCUUUGAUUUCGUGGUAAAAGAAGUCUACGACGACCCGUCAACAUAGGGCCUUAACCACGUAGGUCAGUUCGGUUCGCUCCUUCGUCCAACACUUACCGCGCGAUUGCUCUGUGUACGGCUUCGUCAAACCUCAGUAUUUAUUAUCAUAAUAUCUUUACUCUGUGGACAUUCUUACUCAUUAGAUAAAAGAUUAUUGCAAAUUAAAGCACCAAUUAUGAAUAAAAUGGCUAGAAUUUAAGAUGAUGAGGAACUUGUAAUAUUUUAAGUUACUAAUAAAGGGAGUUUUUAUUUAAGAAAA